AAUCCGAACAACCUGUCGCUUGUCUAAGCAGCCUACCUCAGGCAUCAGGCUGGAAACGGCAAGACGCUGGAUUCGGACGACCGUUAUUAUGCUGCCUCUGCUGGGACUCACCUGGAUUCCUGGCUUCCUUCUCCUGGACAACAGCAGGUUCUCUGUAGUCAUGACUUACGUCUUCUGCGUUCUCAACACGCUUCAGGGCUGCGCCUUCUUCGUGUUCCACUGCGCCUUGAACCGCAGCGUCAGGAGGCUGAUGUUCCAGAAGCUCGAAUCAACGCAGUUCUUCAACCGCUGCAUGCCGAUUCGUCUGCGGCGUAGCAGCGCUGGCGACGAACGGGGCAGUUCCUCGACCGUGACAUCGGACAGCCGCGUGAUAGCGACCAUCUUCGGCAAACGCGGCAGCCUGUCCUUCAACACCGCCGAUGUGGCCUCCUGGGACCUGAUGGCGGGGAAGUUCACCUCCACCGUCGCCCUGCAUAGGCACCCGCAUUGCACGCCGCCGUCCACUGACUGA
This is a messenger RNA of Ixodes scapularis (black-legged tick), 511 nucleotides long. RefSeq names its product adhesion G protein-coupled receptor L3-like. The transcript is spliced from 4 exons. Bases 89 to 511 code for a protein of 140 amino acids. Gene Ontology annotation, molecular function: G protein-coupled receptor activity. Lineage: Eukaryota; Metazoa; Arthropoda; Arachnida; Ixodida; Ixodidae. The record is from RefSeq and is a predicted model, not a curated record. Gene Ontology annotation, biological process: adenylate cyclase-activating G protein-coupled receptor signaling pathway.